GACACGCUACAUGAUUCUGCGUCCGUCCUUAGGUGACUAUUACUAUAGCCGGGGACCCAAUAGCGCAGGGACAAAUCACUAGAUCCCAUUUACCUGUCCCUCCUCGUGCGGACGUUACCUGCUGUUCCUGGGCUUAGAGGGAGUGUCCACCCCCCAUACUGAUCAGUGCACCUUGCCUAUUCAUAUGCAGAUUCCGGGGCGGGGACAGGUGUGCCCGGGGUUGUAUAUAUAUAACACAGGUGAGCUGCGCCAGGUAUCUGACUCCCCAGCUGAAGCCUGUCCCUGGCACCGGAGAGGAGCAAUCAUCAUGGAGGCCGUUCUGAAAUCUGUAGUUCUUCUUAUCGUGGCUACCUCCCUCUCCCAGGCUAAAGAUGCGCCCUCCUCAACCAAGACCGAAACCGCCAAACCCCAGACUCUAUCUAGAGGGUGGGGCGACAACCUUGACUGGGUUCAGACGUACGAGGAAGCUCUGUUCAAAGCCAAGUCCGGAAACAAACCUUUGAUGGUCAUCAACCACAGAGAGGACUGUCCCCACUCACAAUCCCUGAAGAAAGCAUUUUCAGAACAUAAAGGAAUUCAAAAACUGGCAGAACAGUUUAUCCUCCUCAACGUCAUCUAUGACCCAACAGACAAAAACCUCAUUCUCGAUGGACAAUAUGUGCCAAAGAUUGUUUUCGUGGAUCCCUCCCUUGUAGUCAGAGCAGACAUUCCCGGCAAAUAUUCCAACCACCGUUACACAUAUGAGCCAGAAGAUAUUGAUCUGUUGUACGAGAACAUGAAGAAGGCUCAGAUCCUCCUGAAGACGGAGCUGUAGAGACCAAUGACUGUAUAUAUAUAUAUAGAUUAUUCAUUGUCCGGACGCGUCUGAUGAGAUCGUAAUAUAUUUCACAUGUAGCGGUGCCUGAAGAUUUAGCAAAAAAAAUUUUUUUUUUUUAAUAUAUGGAAUUUCCUUCCACCCUUUUUUAAAAAAUAAA
Molecule: messenger RNA, 974 nt
Organism: Hyla sarda
Lineage: Eukaryota; Metazoa; Chordata; Amphibia; Anura; Hylidae
Product: anterior gradient protein 2-A-like
Exons: 8
Coding region: 185-814 (209 amino acids)
Cellular component (GO): endoplasmic reticulum
Molecular function (GO): dystroglycan binding
Source: RefSeq, a predicted model, not a curated record